AUGAAGGACUGCAGCACAACCCUCAAUAAUAUAAAUCAUCGUAACAACAACGAGUAUACGUUUAGACUGGAAUAUGAUCCUCCCACACCAACUCUGACACCGUCUACGGUGAAGGUGAAGGAGGGAACCUCAGUGAGAUUGACAUGCUCUGCUACAGCUCCCUGUCUGUCUCAUCUACCAACUCUGACGUGGACCCCUGGCCUUGGUGACAGUGAGGAGACGCUGCAGGAGAAACAGGACAAAACUAAAGACAAGAUCUCUGUUCUGACCUUCACUGCUUCUCACCUCCAUCACAGAAAGGAAAUCUCCUGUACUGCUACAUACAGGAAACAAGAUGGCAGCACUAGAACAUCUGUUAGCAAUGUAACAGCUGAUAUUUCAUACCCACCCAAAAACAUCAAAGCCUCAGUCAGUCCCUCUGGUCCAGUACCAGAGAACAGUGAUGUAACUCUAACAUGCAGCAGUGAUGCCAACCCAGCAGUACGAACCUUCACCUGGUACAGAACUGAUGGAGGCCAGGACACCAUCAUAGGGUCUGGACAUACGUUAACCAUUAAAGCAACUCAAGACAACAACCAUUUUGUCUGCAAGGCUGAAAAUAAUCUUGGAGCUGGACGAUCCAACACCGUUCAAAUAGAUGUUCAAUAUUUGCCCAAAAACAUCAAAGCCUCAGUCAGUCCCUCUGGUCCAGUACCAGAGAACAGUGAUGUAACUCUAACAUGCAGCAGUGAUGCCAACCCAGCAGUACGAACCUUCACCUGGUACAGAACUGAUGGAGGCCAGGACACCAUCAUGGGGUCUGGACAUUGUUGGUCAUAUUAG
Molecule: messenger RNA, 822 nt
Organism: Scomber scombrus (Atlantic mackerel)
Lineage: Eukaryota; Metazoa; Chordata; Actinopteri; Scombriformes; Scombridae
Product: B-cell receptor CD22-like
Exons: 5
Coding region: 1-822 (273 amino acids)
Source: RefSeq, a predicted model, not a curated record